Molecule: messenger RNA, 2033 nt
Organism: Drosophila willistoni
Lineage: Eukaryota; Metazoa; Arthropoda; Insecta; Diptera; Drosophilidae
Exons: 1
Coding region: 1-1740 (579 amino acids)
Source: RefSeq, a predicted model, not a curated record
AUGACACUAAGAAGUGGUUUUGCCAAAGCAACUAUUUUGGUAUUUCUGGCACUAUUUGCCCUGCUGCUGGUGAUCAAUAUUGGUCACCAUGACACACGGCAGCAGUUGCAGGAUGAAUUGCUGUCAUACAGAGCUAAGGCAGCUGUCCCAUCGUCUCCUACAAUUAAUAAGGUGACGCCGCCAGCCGUUCAGUACGUUGAAGAGCCCGUCAAUGAGCAAUUAGUUUUACAAUUGGAACAGGAAUUACCCGAAGUGGAUUAUAAAUAUUGGUAUUAUCAGGCCAAACCGAAAACGUAUCGUUUAAAUAAAACCUGUGCCCCCUAUCCGGAUCCCUUGGAGCUGCAAUUGUACAACAUAUAUUGGCAGAGUUUCUUGAAUGCAAAUGUCACAUUUCGAUUGUAUGCUGCCUACUUGGAUACACGGGACGAUGACGCCGAAGGCCCACGAGUGAGAGUGCUGGGCACAGCGAAUCAAAUCGGUGAGGGUUUCCCACAAACAUAUUGUCAUCUGUGGUACGACAAUCAUAGCCAACCGAUGAUCGUGAAUGUCACCGAGUUUGUCAGCGUGUGGGUGAAGGGGUGGGGAAAUAAACCUCAGCUGAGCUAUCCCCACUUACUCAGUUGUCCAUUGCCCAAAGAGAUGCCCCCAAACUUAAUCGAUGCCAUACCAAGAACAGUGUCUCUAGUUACCGAUCAAUGCAAGAAGGCCACCAAUUCGCUUAGAGUGCACUAUGAGCGGAAAACGGAUAACGAUAAUGAUAAUACAAACAAUGAUACGAAUACAACAAUGACCAGUCCAAAAACACUGAAUUUUGGGGUCUGUGUUAAGGGCUUUGAUUUCCCCUAUGUGGAUUUGUCGGAACGUCUUAUCGAGUGGUUUGAAAUGCAACGUCUAAUGGGCGCCACACGCAUCUAUGCCUACAUGUACGAUGUGCAUCCGUCAGUGCAGCGGGUCUUGGACUAUUAUCAGCAUGAGGGCUUCCUGGAGCUGCGUCCUUUGACCAUGGCCAAUGGUAUGCCCCGCUUGAAGCACUAUCAACAUAUGCUGCUCCAACAACGUCUUCUGGUCAAACGUCUGAAUGAGCUAAUACCCUACAAUGAUUGCUUCUAUCGCAAUAUGUAUCGUCAUGAUUACCUUCUGAAUGUGGAUAUAGAUGAGGUGAUGUUGCCCCUAGGCGAUCUGACCAACUGGCAGCAGGUCAUAGAGACAACAAUGGAAAUCGAGUUGAGCCAACCAUCGACAAAGUGUCCCAAAGGUUUUGUGGCAUUUUGCUUUAUUAACUCCUACUUUAGCAAGGUUGUGGGCGAUGCCACCAAUCACGAAGAGGCCGAACAAUCCGAAGAGCUCUAUGUUCUCCAGCAUGUGAUGCGUCAUCGGAAUUUCUCACGUCCUGGCCAAGCCACAAAAUGCUUCCAUAACACAAACUUAUCUAUAACGCUACACAAUCAUUUCACUUUGAAAUGGAUAACAGGUGGCUGCAGGCCACGAACUGUCAGCACCGAACAUGCCAAAAUGCAGCAUUAUCGCGAACCGGACAAGAAUUAUGAGCUCUCUGAGUUGGUCGAGGAUCGUAGCAUAUGGAGAUUCGCUUCAGAAUUGCGUAAAAAUGUCGAGCAUGUGUGGAUUCAUUUGAAUGAUGGUGCUCAGCAAACGAUUGGUAAUCUAGAAGAGGAGCAAUCCUUGGAUGAAUUACUAGAAGAGGAUCUAGCAGAGGAACAAACACAACAGAUACUGGGAUAAUGCCUGAGGCUACUUAUUAGUUUACUUAAUUUUUUUUUUCCAAUUUUUUUGUUCUAUGUUUAAGUUCAGACUGUAAAUACAUACAAAUAUACUCAGUUAAAAUCAGGUAGGGCUAUAUAUGUCAGGGUAGGGCUGUGCUGUACAUAUUAAAUGAUAUACCUAGUCUAAUCAGUCAAUCCAAAAAAAUUACCACAUAAAUUUGCUAUAAUUGCUUUGAUAGGGCAACAGACACAAUUGUGAUUUGUUUGGUCUGCCAAAAAAAUAAUAAUAAAUAAAAUAUAUAUUAUAAUUAA